Aphanomyces invadans is the source of this 2632-nucleotide messenger RNA. RefSeq lists its product as hypothetical. Gene Ontology annotation, biological process: regulation of GTPase activity. The transcript has 9 exons. The record is from RefSeq and is a predicted model, not a curated record. Lineage: Eukaryota; Oomycota; Saprolegniomycetes; Saprolegniales; Verrucalvaceae. Bases 229 to 1644 code for a protein of 471 amino acids.
GUUCUGUCGUGACAAGCGGCGGUGUCGGUAGAAACAUCGUCACACCCGCACCGCCCCUGCCGCCCAGGUCGAUCCUUGACGCAACCUUCAUGAAAACCAACGACGCAGGGGUGAUGCGCGUGACUUCUGUAAACUGUACUGAUGACUGUGCGCCGGUAGGCCACCACCGCGACCGACGAGUCUCCAGGGUGUGUUGAAAAGAGCAAUCGGCGACGACAAAGGAGAGAGAUGUCGUCGUGCUCGUCCAGCAGCAAUGAAGAUGAAAUACGACGGUUAGCCUUCACCUCGGACCCCGACUACCACUCCGCGAGAACGUUGUUGCAGCGAAAAGGAGAUAUCAAGGCCAUGACGCAUGCAUAUAUGAGCCUGUUUGGCGAUCAAUUCCUCGCAUUCGUCAAGGCCAUGGUGGACGCUGAGGUCUCGCACGGUUCUGAAGAUCAAGCUGCUGAAAUGAUACGCGGUAACACGCCUUGCAUGAAGAUGCUCAGCGAAGUUGCGUACGUCGUCGGGACUGGCUACCUUCGCGACGUAUUGACCGGCCCCAUGAGCGUGCUCUUUCACCUACCCGAGAGUCUUGAAGUGAACCACGAAAUCGUUCGCGAUGAAGCUACCCUCGAAGCACAUCGCGCACAGCUGGAAUCUCUCGCCCAGGCGAUUCUUGACAGGCUGGUGCGGUCGCCGUUUCCACCGCUGCUUGCGUCCUUGUGUUUGUGUCUCCGUCGAAGUGUUGCGGCGCGCUUUCAUGCGCAUUCGGACUCUGUUCUCGGCGGUUUUCUUUUCCUUCGCGUCGUUUGCCCCGUCGUGGUCAUGCCGUACCACUCGGUCGUGUUUCCCCAUUUGGAAAAGGCCAAUUUGCCGUCGCACGCGCGCCGGUCAUCCAUUCUCGUGGCCAAACUGCUUCAGAACCUCGCAAACAACGCAUUCUUCAAGGAAGACUACAUGGCCCCUUUCAACCCAUUCAUCCGGCGCAACUUUCCCACGGUCGUUGCCUUUUACGACCGGAUUUGCCAAAGCGUCGACGUCACCACUCUCGCGACGAGCAUCCCGCCGCGUGAUGCCACUCCUUGUUGCCCUUCGCCGCUCUCGAUCGACGAAGCGUGGAAGGUCGUUCGAGACCGUUUGGAUAGUCCCUUGGACACCUUUCCUCUGUCUGUGGCCUUGCCACUUCAAAAACCAUCCAUGUCGAAUGCCACAACGACCCUUGGAGAUCUGUCUACCGCGUCCGCGACGCUAUCCCUCGAUCGCCCAAAGCAAAAAGCGUCCUCUACGACGUCCUGGUUCAACUCGACUUUCUUUUUGAGCCACCGAGGAGGCGCACCACCCCCGCCGCUCGCGUUCGACCAGGUCUUCGAAAGCCAGCGGCACAACCCGCUCGACCAUCACGCAGACUUGAUUCAGAUGGCCCACACUGGACUCGUCGCACUAUUAAAUGCCACAAACACCGCCCAUGAGCAAGAUGCCAGCGCUACAUGGACCAAUGGCCAGACCAAGCGCGGGGUCCAAGUGCAUUCGCGCGUGCGUCGAGCUGUCCUUGAGCUGAAAGCGUCUGUCGUGGUGGCUGCGGAUCCUAGUACCUGCCUCGCUUACAUUGCGGCCCCUCGGGGACGAGAGAUUUGGAGCACAUGGGGCCAUGAAGUGCGGUAAGGUUGAUGCGACGGUGAGGCGACCGGACACGGGUGCUUGCCGUAGGGAACUUGAACGGCUCGAUUGUACAAGUCGCAUUCUUCACCGCACAAACUACGGUUCGAAAUUGCCACCGUUCUUGCUGUGGUGCUGCAUGCAAUUGCAAGACGCAGUCGAAUUGGAGUCUGUGUUUUACCCGAAUGAGAGCAGCGAUGCAUCGCAUGACAAGGACGACAGCGAACCUGCCACGUGCGCCACCGGCGACACUCCUUCGCAUCAUGCACUAGUCUUCCAGGUACACGCUUUCAUUUGCCCUUUGAUCGGACGUCACCAUGUCCCGUACGAAGUCGGUGACGUACCCAGACGUGCCGCCAGUGUCGGGAGUCGUGCGGUCGUGCGUACACAGCAGCGGCUUCGUCUUGAGCCCGAUCGCCAACGGAAGCAACAACGACGACGAUGCCAAACUUCACGAUGCGACCGACACCCUCGUGACAUUUGCCAUUCGAAUGGAUCAUGCGCUGGCACCGCUGCAAGCCAAACCAUAUCAAAAGCAGCUCCUCACACUGGCCAAACUCAAGGUCGCCAUUGAGAAGUCGGCCACCACCGCAUCCCGUGCGUCUGGCUCUUGAUAAGCCUUGCAGUUCCUGAGCCAAAAAACAACGCUCUGGUGUACAGAUGCCGAGCACCAUCCCAUCGAUCGGUGGAAGGAAAGCGCCGCCAAAAGUAGAUCAUCCAGAAGUGGCCAAACACGAUAACAAUGUGUGCCAGCGCCUCUCACAUGCAGCCCACGUCGUUGAGAAGUGCAUUGCGAGAUCAUCAAAUCUUGGCAGUCGGGAAAGUGUCCAGUGAGUGUAAUGGAUAUAUCUAAAGCUCACGGGGCACUGGCAAUGUCCCCACAAACCAAAGUCGCUGGCGAGCUUCUGCUGACCCCCCUCACGUCUUCACCUUGGUAAAGAGUUAGGAAGCCUCCAACGUCAAGCAUAUGGACCCUGCAUCUGACGAGGGGACC